AUGAAACGAAAAGAUAUUCAUUCCUGGCUCAGCGGGGUUCCAGAACAGAAUCCAACCCCUCCUGCAACUCCACCAGCCAACAUCGACGGUGGCCAUCAUACCAAACGGCAAAAGAUGUCGCAGAGGGGAAAAUCAACUUCCCGGAAACGCAGGAUUCAGGAUGACACAACUAGCUCGAUCACUGAUCUUACCGAACGUACCAGGUUCGAUCCUUCCAUUCAGAGCUCAUCUGGAACCUCACGACAACGAAGCCCUGUGCGAGACCUACUUAAUGAGCUCCCUCUGUCAAGCCCAUCUAUCCACUGCACUCGGCCGAAGUCUGUACCACUUCCUGAUUCCGUCCGUUCCCUUCGGCAGGUUCUCGGUCUUGAUUUCGGCGUCAAGCUGAUUCCAGCUCCGCUCAAGGAUAAAAUCCGUUCCGAAGCCCCUGACGAAGCCAUAGACAUUCCAGACGCCGCGUUUUACGAUGCUGUCAAUGCGACACCAGAUGAACUCGAUGCAUUGUGGCUGGAUGUGACGGAAAUAUACAAUGAGGCGGCGGAGGCCGAGGAGCAUGGGCAGGAUGAGAAUGCUUGGGGCACUGGAGUAGUCCAGGCGAUCCUCCGAAGAGGCGUCAAGCGCCACCCCAUUCUUCAGUGGAAAAACGUACAAACACAGAGCAUCGACCCCGGUCUCCUACCACGCCUACCGCACAAGAAUGCAGUGAGCAAGAAGGUUGAUUACACAUUUGCAUUUUCCAUCCGAGACCCACAAGUGAAAGACAUAUAUAACAACUUUUGGAACACCUUUCCAGAUCAAACAGUCAGCCAGACAACAGACCCUUUUACAAAACGUGUUGCUCUCUUUUCGGGAAUUGAAGUAAAACAGUCGAAUGGCGGUAGCACGGAGGCACUGGUGCAACUCGCAAUCUGGUUAGCUGCUGGGUUAGAGAAGUUGUCGCACUUACAAGGUCUCCAUGGGGAGAAAUCAGAUAGUCACGUGCUUCUACCAGCCAUUGGGUGGACAGUCAUAGGGCAUGACUGGAACCUAUAUAUUGCCUUCAGAGGUUGCUUUGAAGGACAAGACAGAAUCUAUGUGGACGGGCCUGUCGAAAGCCUCAGCGCCAGUACACGCACAUACUACGGCAUUUUUAAGCUAAUAGAUCUCGUUCGCAGGCUGUCAUCAUAUGCCGAAGAGGUGUAUUGGCCAUGGAUGAAAUCAGAGAUAUUGACACCACCAGCGGAUACGGACCGAGGAAUGUAA
This is a messenger RNA of Aspergillus calidoustus, 1242 nucleotides long. The record is from the annotation of a GenBank genome assembly. NCBI's taxonomy places the organism in Eukaryota, Fungi, Ascomycota, Eurotiomycetes, Eurotiales, Aspergillaceae.